GUAACUCCACGACCUACUACGACAACCAGUGCAGCUCUUACUACAACAACAACAACUUCAGCUCCUACGACAACCACAACAACAGCACCUCCAACAACUGUAGCUCCCACGACAACUGCAGCUCCUACAACUGCUUUUGCAUCCACGACAACCACUGCAGCUCUAACAACAACAACUGCUGCUCCUACGACCACUACAGCUCCAGAACCUAUUACGACAACCACUGCAGCUCCUUCUAUAACAACUACAACUUCAGCUCCUACGACAACCACAACAACAGCACCUCCAACAACUGCUGCUCCUACGACCACUGUAACUCCACAACCUACUUCGACAACAAGUGCAGCUCCUACUACAACAACUGCUGUUCCAACGACCACAGUGACUGCAUCAGAUUCUACAAUAACUACAACUUCAGCUCCUACGACAACCACAACAACAACUGUAGCUCCCACGACAACUGCAGCUCCUACAACAGCUUUAGCAUCUAUGACAACCACUGCAGGCCUCACAACAACAACCUCUGCUCCUACGACCACGACCACUACAGCUCCAGAACCUAUUACGACAACCACUGCAGCUCCUACUACAACAACUACAACUUCAGCUCCUACGACAACCACAACAACAGCACCUACUACAACACCUGCAGUUCCUACAACUGUAGCUCCCACGACCACUCCACCUGCUGUACUUACUUCAACAAUCACACCUACAGCUCCUGAUACCACAACUGUAACUUCUACGUCAACCACAGCAGCUCUAACUACAACAAUUGCUGCUCCAACGACCACUACAAUUCUAGAACCUAUUAAGACAAUCACUGCAGCUCCUGCUACAACAACAACAACUUCAGUUCCUACGACAACCACAACAACAGCACCUCCAACAACUGUAGCUCCCACGGUAACUACCACUGCAGCUCCUGCUACAAAAACAACAACUUCAGCUCCUACGACAACCACAACAACAGCACCUCCAACAACUGUAGCUCCCACGAUAACUGCAGCUCCUACAACAGCUUUAGCAUCUAUGACAACCACUGCAGGCCUCACAACAACAACCUCUGCUCCUACGACCACGACCACUACAGCUCCAGAACCUAUUACGACAACCACUGCAGCUCCUGCUAUAACAACAACUUCAGCUCCUACGACAACCACAACAACAGCAUCUCCAACAACUGUAGCUUCCACGAUAACUGCAGCUCCUACAACAGCUUUAGCAUCUACGACAACCACUGCAGACCUAACAACAACAACUGCUGCUCCUACGACCACUACAGCUCCAGAACCUAUGACGACAACCAGUGCAGCUCCUGCUACAACAACUACAACUUCAGCUCCUACGACAACCACAACAACAGCACCUCCAACAACUGCUGCUCCUACGACCACUGUAACUCCACAACCUACUUCGACAACAAGUGCAGCUCCUACUACAACAACUGCUGUUCCAACGACCACAGUGACUGCAGCACCUUCUACAAUAACUACAACUUCAGCUCCUACAACAACCACAACAACACUGCUCCUACGACCACUCACUGCAGCUUCUGCUACAACAACAACAACAACUUCAGCUCCUACGACAACCACAACAACAGCACCUCCAACAACUGUAGCUCCCACGAUAACUGCAGCUCCGACAAUAGCUUUAGCAUCUACGCCAACCACUGCAGACCUAACAACAACAACUGCUGCUCCUACGACCACUACAGCUCCAGAACCUAUGACGACAACCAGUGCAGCUCCUGCUACAACAACUACAACUUCAGCUCCUACGACAACCACAACAACAGCACCUCCAACAACUGCUGCUCCUACGACCACUGUAACUCCACAACCUACUUCGACAACAAGUGCAGCUCCUACUACAACAACUGCUGUUCCAACGACCACAGUGACUGCAGCACCUUCUACAAUAACUACAACUUCAGCUCCUACAACAACCACAACAACAACUGUAGCUCCCACGACAACUGCAGCUCCUACAACAGCUUUAGCAUCUAUGACAACCACUGCAGGCCUCACAACAACAACUGCUGCUCCUACGACCACGACCACUACAGCUCCAGAACCUAUUACGACAACAACUGCAGCUCCUACUACAACAACUACAACUUCAGCUCCUACGACAACCACAACAACAGCACCUACUACAACACCUGCAGUUCCUACAACUGUAGCUCCCACGACCACUCCACCUGCAGUACUUACUCCAACAAUCACAACUACAGCUCCUGAUACCACAACUGUAACUUCUACGUCAACCACAGCAGCUCUAACUACAACAAUUGCUGCUCCUACGACCAAUACAGCGCCAGAACCUAUUACGACAACCACUGCAGCUCCUGCUACAACAACUACAACUUCAGCUCCUACGACAACCACAACAACAGUCUCUCCAACAACUGUAGCUCCCACAACAACUGCAGCUCCUACAACAGCUUUAGCAUCUACGAUAACCACUGCAGCCCCAACAACAACAACUGCUGCUCCUACGACCACU
This is a messenger RNA of Oncorhynchus kisutch (coho salmon), 2511 nucleotides long. Its product is annotated as mucin-5AC-like. The record is from RefSeq and is a predicted model, not a curated record. The transcript has 4 exons. The annotation marks the transcript as partial. Lineage: Eukaryota; Metazoa; Chordata; Actinopteri; Salmoniformes; Salmonidae.